This is a messenger RNA of Brenthis ino (lesser marbled fritillary), 1482 nucleotides long. NCBI's taxonomy places the organism in Eukaryota, Metazoa, Arthropoda, Insecta, Lepidoptera, Nymphalidae. The record is from the annotation of a GenBank genome assembly.
AUGGGUAAAAAGAAAGAUAAGAAUAAAGUCAGCGGUGCCGUUAAAACUGCUGCUAAAACAGAGAAAAAAUUAGCAAACAAACUCAAAAAGGAACUUGCUAAUUUAGGAGAGGAAGAUAUAGCAAAAGUAAUUGCUCAGAUAGAAAAAGAGGAGGCUAAACGUGCUGCGGCAUCAGAAAAAACUUUAACUAAACCGCCUACUUCAAGAGCUUAUGCUACUCUUACACCACACCCUACAAAUAAUGAACUUAUCAUGUUUGGUGGAGAGUUUCAUAAUGGACAACAAACUGAAGUUUAUAAUGAACUUUUAUUCUUUAACCCUGUCAAUGGCUCUUGGAGGCAAGUAAAAGCCCCAGGAGCUCCACCCCCCAGAAGUGCACAUCAAGCUAUAGCUACACCUGCUAAUAAAGGUGAGCUAUGGGUGUUUGGUGGUGAAUUCACAAGUCCCACAGAAACUCAAUUCCAUCAUUAUAAGGACUUGUGGUGUUUUUCCCUUGCAGAAAAGAAAUGGGAGAAAGUGGUAGCACCUAAUGGUCCAUCUCCCAGAUCAGGUCACCGUAUGGUUUUACUUGGGCGUAAGCUGUUCGUCUUUGGUGGUUAUUGUGAUGACGGACGAGAGUGUAGAUACUUUGAUGAUCUUUACACAUUCUGUUUGGACACAAGGCAGUGGGACAAAUUGGUUGUGAGCGGGAGAGGGCCUUGUGCGAGGUCUGCAUGCGUUAUGCUACCUGCUGGGAAUGAUUCACUGGUCAUAUACGGAGGAUUCUCAAGGGUCCGGGACGGGAGAACAGAGAGGACACAAACGCAUACAGAUAUGUUCAAGUUGAGUUUGAAAGGCGCGAGUUGGUCGUGGCGCCCUCUGUCGGGGGGCAGCAGCGCGCGCGCCGGCCUCGCCGCUGCGGUGAACGUGCAUAGCAACAGGGGUUAUAUAUAUGGGGGUGUUUGUGAUGUAGAAGAAACAGAAGAAGAACUGAAAGGGGAGAUGAGUGAUGAGCUCCAAGUGCUAGACCUGGAGACGUGUCGCCUGCACCCAGUGCUGCUGCGGGCCCAGACUCAGACCGUACCCUCCACUCAGGGAGAGACUGCGUCUGCACAGCCAGACCCGAAGGAUGAAAAGGCAGAGACUGUGACAGUGGUAACAGACGAAGUAUUCACAAUGAAGCUGGGCACAGCACAAGCUCCAGUUCUAGAAACUUCUCUAACAAUCGCCCCUCGUGUAGAACAUUCUGGGCCUAGCGCAAGGAUGUCGGCCAUGAUGGCUGUGCAGCGGUCGGUUCUGUACCUGUAUGGCGGAGUUUUGGAGAAGGAUGACAAACAGUUUUAUUUAGGAGAUAUGUAUAGCUUGGAUUUACACAAAUUAAACGAAUGGAAGACAAUAAUAGAACAGCCGCCAUUACCGGACUGGCUCGGCUCCGACUCGGAGGAGUACUCCGGCUCCGAGAGCGAGACGGAAGAUAGCGACGACUCUGAUGAGGAACAGAGA